ACCAGGGCCAUAAUGAACCUGUUCAGGAAGGAUGCCAUGACCUCGAAGAAGGACAAAGAGAAAGAGAUCCAGUAUGAGGACCCUCCAGAUGGAGGCUGGGGCUGGAUGGUCGUGCUACAUUGCUUCCUGGUAAAUGUCCUCGUUAUGGGCACCCUAAAGAGCUUUGGGAUCUUCUUUGUGGCGUUCCAAGAUGAGUUUGGUGGCUCAGCAGAAAGUAUCAGCUGGAUCGGUUCCAUCAUGUCAAGUCUGCGUCUGUCUGGAGCGCCCCUCGCCUCUGUGGCAUGUGCCAAGGUGGGAGCCAGAGUGACCUCGAUCACCGGUGCAGUGCUGGUUAGCGGAGGCUUCCUGUUGAGUAUAUUCGCCAACAGCGUGGUAUUCCUCUACAUCAGCAUGGGCGUGAUAGUUGGAAUGGGGUUUGCACUACUGUAUCAGUCCUUCUCAGUGGUCACAGCACUGUACUUCAGAAAAAGGUUAGCAACGGCAUAUGCUAUUGGACGCUCUGGUAUGGGUUUGACCUUUGCUCUCGCUCCCUUCACUCAGCUCCUUCUGGACCGGUAUGCUUGGCAAGGAGCCAUGUUGAUUCUCAGUGGUCUCAUGCUGAAUCUGGUGGCCUCUGGCAUGCUGCUGCGACCCAUCAAUGUAAAGCCACCUGUUUCAAACCCUACCUCCUCUGACAUCCAAAAGAGUCCUGCUGUUUCUCUCAAGAGCUCCUCGGAGAAGGAGUACUCCAAGAACUGUUUGAAUGGGUCCACUCACGUUUCCAAUGGCGUCUCCAAAUCAGACUGUCUUCAAUCCCCUCCUCCCUCUCAUAGGGACACCGUGAAUGUGGGGGGGCAAUGUACUCAGGGACUCCAGGACCAGUCAGUGAACCCUGAACUGACCAGACUGGUCCUGAAUGGAGUAAAUGGCCAUGAGCCCCAUCAUGACCUGGGUCAGUGUAAACCCACAACUCCAGAUUGCUCAGCGGAGCUCAAUGGCAGUAUGAAUGGGUCCACGAUUGUUGGAUUUUCCUCACAUGCAAGCUCGCCAAGUGAGGUGACUGUCACAAAAGCCAAAGUACUGGAUUUCUCUUUGCUGAAGGACCCUUUCUUUUGCAUAUACACUUGGUCUUUGGUCUUCAGUCAGCUUGCCUACUUUAUUCCCUAUUUCCACCUGUCUGCCCGAGCCAGAACCCUGGACAUUGAUGCCAUGGAUGCUUCCUUUAUCAUCUCUGUCGCAGGUAUCACAGAGACCAUCGCCCAGUUGGCCUCGGGCUGGGUGACAGACAGGAAUCUUUUCCACAAGUACCAUUUCCACAAAGCCUACCUGAUCCUGUGUGGCUUGGUCAACCUGCUUUCCCCACUGGCAACUUCUUACAUGCUGCUGAUGGUCUACGCAGUCUUUUUCGCCAUCUUCUGUGGUGGCUACAUGGCUCUGCUGCUGCCUGUUUUGGUAGAUCUCGUGGGGUCGGAGAAGCUCAAUAACUCCAUGGGCUUCUCAAUGUUCUUUGUCGGCCUGGGCUGCCUCACGGGGCCUCCUUUGGCAGGGUUCUUAUAUGAUUACACUCAGACCUACGACUGUUCCUUCUACCUGGCGGGGCUCUGCUAUCUACUCUCCUCCCUGUCUCUGUUUAUGGAGCCGCUGGCUCAGCGCUGGAAGGCCAAGAGGAAACUGUCCCAGGCCAAAAGAGCAGAAAGCAGCUGUAAGACCAAUGGCUGUUUCACCCCUGACCGCCUGCAGAACGGCGCUGUGUAGGAAUUAACUCCAGGGUUCAAUCCGGAACCAACGCGCUCACGAUGACAGACCUGCCCACUGUUCACCUUGGACUCCAGCUUGAAGUCGGGACCUCGUCCG
Neolamprologus brichardi is the source of this 1833-nucleotide messenger RNA. The record is from RefSeq and is a predicted model, not a curated record. Lineage: Eukaryota; Metazoa; Chordata; Actinopteri; Cichliformes; Cichlidae.